This is a messenger RNA of Peronospora farinosa, 1407 nucleotides long. The record is from the annotation of a GenBank genome assembly. Lineage: Eukaryota; Oomycota; Peronosporomycetes; Peronosporales; Peronosporaceae.
AUGAUCAAAGGAUUGUUCUAUAGCGAAUUUGACAACGUGGCUGGGCCUGUCAUUCUGUUUCAGGCACCAGAAAAUGUAUUGAGUAACGAGAUAUUCGACAGUGUGUCUGGUUACAUUAUUAUUGACAAGGCACUUUGUGGGAAAAUUAUAACAGUUCGAGCUCGACAGAUGAAGAUUGUCGGGUAUCCCGUCUGCAUUGAGGACGACAAAUAUCACCGGAAUGCACUGCUAUUUAACAUUGGUUUUGUGUUUGACGAUCACGUGGAGACGGUACCGUAUCGACCCAUUUUACGAAAGUUGGGAGCUUUGGUAGAAGGAAUGGAGAAAGAGAGCGGCUUUUUGUAUAACCCGGACAAGAAAGAGCUACUGAGGACGAUUUUGCCUCGAAUUUUGCGAGACUUGACACUGCAUGGCGAGUGCACCAUUCCAGUGGACACAGCCAACAUUAUUAAUCUAAAGCUUUUCCCGACUUUGCAAGACCCAGCGCCCGUAUUUGAGUAUCAAGUACCGGUAGCGAUUCGAGAUUUGCGUGCUCUCCUUGAAAACAGUGCAGAAUGGGACUUGGCGCUGCAGCAGAUUGUGCCUUUCAUUGACGGCGUCCGUUAUGUAAAACGCAUCAGUUUGGAGGCAGAGGUGGAAAUUGCGAUAGUGAAAAAAUGUGUUCGACAGCUAUUAUACUACGGCUGCGUGACGCUCAUCGACAUUUUUCUUCAUUCAAACAUCUACGCUAACACCCCCAAAAUUGCCGUGCUCGCCAACGACCUUAAGUUACAAGCCGAGUGCGCCGUAUACAUCGCCAAGUCAGGUCAUGUGCCGCCAUCGUUCGCGCGGAUUUUUGCGCUGUACUGCUCCGUUCAGCCCAGCUUACGCAUGAGUGACUUCUGUGUCGUGUAUUCCGAGUCGCUUGCUCUCAUCGAUGUGCGACGUUUUAUCACCUUCGGUCUCAUUCAUGGAUUCCUAAGACGCGUGCAUCGCUACCCUAUUUGCAUCGAUCGCAGUUCCAGUCCCCAGCAGCAGCAACAGGUCCAGCAAACACCGCAACAAAACCAGCAGCAAGGUGGUCAGCAAAAGAGCCGUCCAUUCGGACUGCCUUCAAAUUCCCCGUCACUGUCAGGAAUCAAUCCUAUCGGUGCAGCACCUAUAUCGAAUCAGCCUAACGGGACAUCUAGCGUACCAAAUGGAAACACGGCAGGUGGCGGCUCCAAUGGGACUGGAGGAAACGUGACCACUCUAUCGUCUUCAAAACGCGCCUUGGUUGCCAAGGCUAAUCAGCUGGAGAAAGACUUGCUUCGAAUGAUGGACGGCAGCCAUCAUACAGACAAAAUCUGCACCAAGUUCUUGUUGCGCUAUAACGACGUAGAGUCCACCAUUCAAACAACUCCAAACUGCUUCGCCGUGCACAAGUAA